AUGACACGAUGGCAUGCCCGAGUGCGAGGCCGGUCACUUCCCCCCGGGCCCAAGCGGUGGCCCUUCAUUGGGAACAUGCUCGACGUCCCCAUGUGGAAGCCAUGGUAUGGGCUACGCGACCUGUGCGAACGAUACGGAGAAAUCGUUUACCUCGAGCUCCUGGGCGAGACGAUGGUCAUCCUCGGAAGUCCCGGCGCCAUACACGACCUUCUUGACAAACGCGCAAGCAACACCGCGGACAGAGUGGAGACACCGUUGAUACCUCUCGCCGGCCACGACUUCAAUCUUGCCGUGAUGCAGUAUGGCCCACGCUGGAGGCGUCACCGUCGCAUGCUGUGGCAACAGUUCCACCCUGGAAAGGUGGACAGCUACAAGCCUGUACAGCGCGACUUCACGCGCAAGCUCCUCGCGGGCCUGCUUGAGAGACCCAGCAAGGUGAAGGAGCUGCUGCAAUACCAAAUUAUCGGGACAAUGAUGAAGAUCACGUACGACAUCGAUCUCGCGGACGAAGAUGACGUGCGGAUCGGCUACGCGGACAGAGCCUUCUCAGGGCUGCGCGAGGUCACGGCGCCUGUCCAGUUCCUCCUGCAGCACUUCCCGCUCGUCCAGUAUAUUCCCGCGUGGUUCCCUGGGGCGGGCUUCCACAGGGUGCUUGCGGAGGCGAACCCCCCAUGCGCGUGGAUGCUCGACGUGCCAUUCUCGCAGGCAAAAGCUGAUGUAGCUGAACCGUAUGGUCCGAAAGAGGCGGGGCCAAUCGUGGCGGAGCUCUUGCGUAGGAUGGAGACCUCGCUUAACGGCAUGGAAGGCGAUUCGGAGAGCGAGGAACAAGUCGCUAGAAAUGUUGCCGCCCUCAUCGUCGAAGGUGGAUCAGACACGACCGUCUCAACCCUCGAGGGCCUCAUCCUCGCUCUGUCCCUCUUUCCGGAGGUGCAGCAGAAGGCCCGGGCGGAGUUGGAUGCCAUUGUCGGUGCCCACCGGCUUCCCGACUUCGACGACCGGGACGCCCUUGUAUACAUCAACGCCGUUGUCAAGGAGGCCUUGCGCUGGCACAACGUGUCUCCGCUGAGCAUAGCUCAUGUUACGGUAGAGGACGACGAGUUUCACGGGUACUUCAUACCCGCAGGCACGACUGUCGUUCCCAACGUUUGGGCAUGCAUGCACGAUCCACGCAUCUACCCAGAGCCUGAGAAGUUCUGCCCGGAACGAUUCAUUGGCAAAGACGGGAGGCUGAACCCGGACGUGCUGGAUCCCGCGACGCUGAUCUUCGGGUCGGGAAGAAGGAUCUGCCCGGGCCGCUACUUCGUAGAUGCAGCGCUCUUCCUCACCGCAGCGAGCGUGUUGCAGGUCUUCGACAUUGGCCCGCCAAAGGACGAGAAUGGAUGUCCAAUCAAGGUCGAAUACCAGGCGUCUCACGGGUUCCUAUCAUAUCCAGAGGACACCCGUUGCACGAUCACGCCGCGGUCAGCGGAGGCGGUGGCACUCAUCCUUGGGUCCCAAUGA
Molecule: messenger RNA, 1500 nt
Organism: Trametes versicolor FP-101664 SS1
Lineage: Eukaryota; Fungi; Basidiomycota; Agaricomycetes; Polyporales; Polyporaceae
Product: cytochrome P450
Exons: 9
Coding region: 1-1500 (499 amino acids)
Molecular function (GO): monooxygenase activity; heme binding; oxidoreductase activity, acting on paired donors, with incorporation or reduction of molecular oxygen
Source: RefSeq, a predicted model, not a curated record